CAGUUCCCCUCUCGCUCCGGGUGAGUCUGCCGCAGAGCCAGAAGCCAGCACCUUGCAGGCGGCCGAGUAGCACUAAGCGGUGCUUAGUGCGCAAGGCAUGAGAUUGUGACUGGUUUUAAUAUUAAUAUUAUUAGUCUGAUGGUGUAUUAUUAGUCUGAUGGUAUUAUUAUGAUUAUUUUACCUGCAUUCUCGUGCAAGCGUCCGCCGCGCGCUGUGACUGGCUGGCGGCGGUCACGUUGGCGGCCAAUCUGUUUCGCGUUAGACCGGGCUGGUCCACCUUCAAAAGGCGCUCUCUCCCCACAUUGUUCCCUACUACUCACUCCCAUCAGUGCCUCUUGUUUCUCCAACUUGCUCUUCAUGCCUUCUACUAGCCUUCUUGCAGACAAUUUGGUCACGUAUCCCGCGGCUGAUGUCGGACACCUGUAUUGUUUGCUUAGGAGACCUUGGCGAAAGCGCCAGCGACCCUGUUGCCGUUGCCGCCGAGUCGACGCCAAGACUUGAGGAUGGCGAGGAUGGAGCUCCAGGAACUGCACGUAACAAUAGCAAAGCCCCGGUGGCCAUCGAUAACGAAGAUGAAGACUCGGGAUGGAUUGCUCAUUUGAUCCCCUGCGGUCAUAACCUGCACAACAACUGCCUCAAGCCCUGGGUAGAAAGGGCGAACAGCUGCCCCAUUUGCCGCCAGAGCUUCAAUGUGGUAGAGCUAACUGAUAUGAUCGGGGGCCCCGUAUUAUCGUCCUACGUCGUACAAGACAAAGUUCAGGUCGCUGAAAUCGAUCCAUCGAUGAUCAUAGAAGAGAUCGACGAUGAGGAUGACACUCAACCAUGUCCUAUCUGCGGAUAUGCAGACAAUGAGGAGGUACUCCUUCUCUGCGAUGGCUGCGAUGUUCCGAUCCACACCUACUGCACUGGACUCGAUGACGUGCCUUCAGGGUCAUGGUAUUGCGAGCAGUGUGAAAUGCAACGAGCUGUUAACUCAGUCGCCGAUUCUCCCAUUAGGUCACUGCGGGCACGAAACCGCCCGGAGCGUCGCACGCGAGCUCAACAGAGGAGAGUGAGGAGCCGGAACCAGGUCAACUCCCUUCACUGGGCUCGAGUGUGGCAGUCUGUCUGGGACCGUCUCAACCUGGACCUCGACUUUCCUUUUGACGAUGAGCGGGCCGCGGAUCGCGUUAUCCAGCAGCAGCGGCGGGAGGCAGCAAACCAACGAGAGUUUCGAGCAUGGCAACGUCGAUUCCAAGUGGCUGAAAGGCAGGGGGGCGCCCGGAGCUUUAGAGACACUGCAACUCUUCUCGAUAUCGAUGCACCUAGACCAUCCCGGCCAAGAGUCCCGAGGGCCCCAACCCCUGAGCCUGAGUCUCUGGAAGAGAUGAGAGCGUGGAACGCCUUUGAGAGAGCGCGCGAACUGGAAAACGACCCAAGUGCGUCACGGAAACGGAAAGAACCUACCUUAUCGCCUUCACCAGAACCCACUGAACCGCAGCGUAAACUGAAACGACCGCGGACGCGGAGACCCGAAGACCUAGCGGCUCUUGCCAUGCAAAAUGGCGAGUCGUCCAGGACGGCAAGGGAACAGGCCUCUGCCCGAUUGAACGCGGAGACCACCGCGGGACCCAGCUUCCUGCAAUCGCUUCUGAAAGAAGUAGAAGAUUCCUCAAGGCCUGAGCGCAGCAGUUCCUAUGGCCCUUCUGUUCACUCAUCAACCGCCCCUAUGGACCUUAAUACACCCGCUCUAUCAUCACCGUCAUUAUCACCUGUACCUUCGAAUCGCUCUUCUCCCCACCUCACCUCAUCGACACCUCCUCCCAACCUCAGAGCACGGCCUAUCUCUCCUAUCCAGCUUUCCUCACCUGUCGAGGUAACCUCUCCAUCCUACGCUGAUUUCUCUCCAUCAGUCUCUCCUACUCAGGGAAACACCAAUGAUGCUGUGGAGAUCGAGCGGAGUCGCCCAAGCGCACGCAGACUUGGCUCGAGUACCGUAGGCAGGUCGUCUCGUCCAGGAACCGCAAGGUCAAACGAGAAUUCCCCUACACGCGGCGGCCUCUCUUUAGAGGUCAAGUCCGACAUCCAAAAGCUUGUUGGCGGGGCUCUAAAACCCUUCUACCGCAGAAAGGUGGUAUCCAAAGAUGAAUACACCGACAUCAACCGAACCAUUUCUCGAAUGCUCUACGACCGUGUUGGCGAUGUCGAAUCGCUUGACCACGAUGCCAAGGUCAAAUGGGAAACCAUCGCCAAUCACGAAGUCAAGAAGGCCAUUGAGGCCUUGAAACAAGGGAAAGAGAAGGAAAAAGCGAGUAGCGACAAUGAACCUUCUUCAUGA
Molecule: messenger RNA, 2317 nt
Organism: Paecilomyces variotii
Lineage: Eukaryota; Fungi; Ascomycota; Eurotiomycetes; Eurotiales; Thermoascaceae
Exons: 2
Coding region: 410-2317 (635 amino acids)
Source: RefSeq, a predicted model, not a curated record